AUGCGCAUGAACGAAAUGCUUCCACUCGCACUGCAGACGUCUUAUAUCAGUCGUGCGCAAUAUCCAGUGAAUCUGAUCUCCAGCGAGACUACGACGUACAAAGACAAGCUACAAUCCUACAGGAAACGUCUAGACGAUGCUGAAGCAGAUCUGUGCUUGGUAGACGGGGAAGACGAAGUGGACGCAAUUUUCGAGGUGCCCAUAAUUGACAUGUCUACUGAUGACAGCCAAGUCAGGCAGAAACGAAACAUCCACACUCCUUCCAAGCUUACUGAGUGGCUUGGUGUAACAACCACCGACGUUCUCAACAAGCCAAAUGUGCAACACGUUCGUGCCGCGAAACGAGAUCCGAAAUGCCGCUUCAUGUAA
Alternaria ethzedia is the source of this 369-nucleotide messenger RNA. RefSeq lists its product as uncharacterized. NCBI's taxonomy places the organism in Eukaryota, Fungi, Ascomycota, Dothideomycetes, Pleosporales, Pleosporaceae. The transcript is spliced from 2 exons. Bases 1 to 369 code for a protein of 122 amino acids. The record is from RefSeq and is a predicted model, not a curated record.